Pteronotus mesoamericanus is the source of this 2208-nucleotide messenger RNA. It is a transcript of the gene FBXL13, whose product is annotated as F-box and leucine rich repeat protein 13. Gene Ontology annotation, molecular function: protein binding. The transcript is spliced from 18 exons. The coding region runs from base 1 to 2208 and encodes 735 amino acids. Lineage: Eukaryota; Metazoa; Chordata; Mammalia; Chiroptera; Mormoopidae. The record is from RefSeq and is a predicted model, not a curated record. Gene Ontology annotation, cellular component: cytoplasm.
AUGACUCCAGAAUUGAUGAUAAAAGCAUGUACUUUUUACACUGGACAUUUAGUAAAGACCCACUUUUGCAGCUGGAAAGACCUAGCAAUACCUCAUGUAAGUGAAGAUGACAUUUUGACUGAAAAAAUGGAAAGAGCAAUGAAAUAUAAUGAUUUCAGACUUCAAAAAUAUGUAUUUCAUCACUGGCGCUCUUAUGUGAAAGCUCAAAAAGAACAACUUAAAGAUACACUAUUGCGGAUACAACAGAUAGUCCACUAUAACAAGCUAAUAAUUAUCCUAACUAAAUGGAGGGAUAAAGCAAGACUUAAGUAUCAAAAGAGAGAAAAUGAGCUGUUGUUAAAACAUGAACUUCUAUUGAAAAGAUGGAGAAACAAAAUAAAAUACCGAAAAGCUGCUAAAGAACAAGUCACUUCUGAACAAAGUCUGUCUGAAGACUCUUAUGUAGGUGAGAUUCCUGAAUGUGACAUUUCACUAUUACCAGAAAGAGCAGUAUUACAGAUUUUCUUCUACCUCAGUUUAAGAGACAUGGUAAUAUGUGGUCAAGUAUGUCACUCCUGGAUGUCAAUGACACAAAUAAGCUCAUUGUGGAAUGGUAUUGAUUUUUCCACGGUAAAAAAUAUGAUCACAGAUAAAUAUAUAGUGUCUACUCUGGAAAGGUGGCGUCUAAAUGUGCUGUGCUUGAAUUUUCGUGGUUGUCUUCUACGAUUGAAAACUUUGAGAUCUGUCAGCCUCUGUAAAAAUUUGCAAGAGCUGAAUGUCUCUGAUUGUCCAACACUGACGGAUGAAUCAAUGAGAUACAUUUCUGAGGGUUGUCCUGGAGUUCUGUAUCUUAAUCUAUCUAACACAACUAUCACCAACAGGACGAUGAGGCUCCUACCAAGGCACUUCCCCAAUUUACAGAAUCUUAGUUUGGCUUACUGCAGAAAGUUCACAGACAAAGGGUUACGGUACCUGAAUUUAGGGAAUGGAUGCCACAAGCUCAUCUAUUUGGACCUUUCUGGCUGCACUCAGAUUUCAGUCCAAGGCUUCAGGGACAUCGCAAACAGCUGCACUGGAAUUAUGCAUCUGACCAUCAAUGACAUGCCAACUCUGACGGACAGCUGUGUGAAAGCUUUAGUUGAGAAAUGUCCUCAUAUUACAUCAGUAGUUUUCACUGGUGCGCCACACAUCUCUGAUUGUGCUUUCAAAGCUCUUUCUACUUGUAACCUGAGAAAGAUCCGAUUUGAAGGAAAUAAAAGGAUUACUGAUGCUUGCUUCAAGUUUAUAAAUAAGCAUUAUCCAAACAUUAGUCACAUUUACAUGGUGGAUUGCAAGAGAAUAACAAAUUGUAGCCUCAAGUCACUCUCACCGUUGAAACAACUCAGUGUGUUGAAUUUGGCAAAUUGUAUAAGAAUUGGUGACAUGGGACUAAAGCAAUUUCUUGGUGGUCCUGCAAGCAAAAGGAUAAGAGAGCUAAAUUUAAGUAACUGUAUCCUUUUGAGUGAUGCCUCUUUUGUGAGACUACCAGAGUGCUGCCCUAACUUAAACUACUUGAAUUUACGAAAUUGUGAAAGUGUUACUGACGCAGGAGUUGAAUAUAUCAUAAACAUUUUCUCCUUGAUAUCACUAGAUCUCUCUGGAACAAGUAUCUCAAAUGAGAGUUUGAUGAUACUUUCCCGACAUAAAAAAUUAAAGGAACUUUCUCUAUCUGAGUGUCAUAAAAUCACUGAUGCUGGAAUUCAGGCAUUCUGCAAAGGCUCACUGAUCUUGGAACACCUGGAUGUCUCUUAUUGCUCCCAGCUAUCAGAUGAGUUUAUUAGAGUGCUGGCAUAUUACUGCUUGAACCUCACAUCUCUCAGCAUUGCUGGCUGUCCAAAGAUUACUAACUCAGCAAUGGAGAUAUUAUCAGCAAAAUGCCAUUAUCUGCACAUUUUGGAUAUUUCUGGUUGCGUCCUGCUUACUGACGAAAUGCUUGAGAACCUUCAGAUAGGCUGCAAACAACUGCGGAUCCUUAAGAUGAAAUACUGCAGACUUAUUUCCAAGGAGGCAGCUAAGAAAAUGUCAUCUAUAGUUCGGCAGCAGGAAUACAACUCUAACAACCCUCCACUUUGGUUUGGCUACGAUCUUGAAGGCAAGCCUCUAAGAGAGCAACAGGAUAUAGCACUGCUUAAAGAUACAGAAUUGACAGCGAAAGAGUCAACAUACAAUAGUGAAGAGGAAGUAGUAUGA